Sesamum indicum (sesame) is the source of this 1991-nucleotide messenger RNA. RefSeq names its product protein arginine N-methyltransferase 1.5-like. Gene Ontology annotation, biological process: peptidyl-arginine methylation; regulation of DNA-templated transcription. Gene Ontology annotation, cellular component: nucleus; cytosol. NCBI's taxonomy places the organism in Eukaryota, Viridiplantae, Streptophyta, Magnoliopsida, Lamiales, Pedaliaceae. The record is from RefSeq and is a predicted model, not a curated record.
AAUGAGAAUAUAUUUCAAUGAUAUAUUUUUUAAUUUAGGUAUUUAAAAUAUUAUUUUUAUUUCGUAGAAAGUCAACACGAUAUAAAAUCAUGUUAUUGUCAUGUCCUAACUAAAGACAUAGGUAAUGAUGGGGUUUAGAAUGAUGGUUCGAGAAGUGUACUUUUAGUAGAUUGGGACUGCAAAAUUGCAUAUAUCAGUCCGAUAGUCCAAAUCCUUAUUUGGGGUUGUUUGAGUGAUAAGUCUUCUUCCUUAUUCCAAUUAUGUUGCUUUCAUACAUUAUGUUUUUAAAUAACUUCCUUCUUGCAGACCAUAUCAUAAUGGACGCUAGAGGACGCGAGCCCAUAUAUCAGUCCCAUAGUCCAAAUCUUGUAGGUUCGACUGCUAUCGAGGUCGCUGCUAUUGAGGUUGCCAGUGGAGAUAUUGAUUCCACAGCUGGAAACCAAGCUCCUUGGGCUGUUCUGACGCUUGUGUUGUGCUCUCUGCAUUGCUUGUCGUACAUUACUGUCCGCGGUCUGUUUGGAGUGUGUUAGCUGACUUGUGUGCAUGGCCUGCAUUGAGAAGUUGGUUGUUACUAAGCAGUCAUUGUGAUAUAUGCCUCUCCAUGGUGAUCAAUUAGCCAAUCACACAUAUUUUUCUGUGUGUGAAUGCUCAAUGGAUCCUAAUUAUAGGCCUAGUCAAGUGGAUGAGGACACUAAUCAGAUCACGUGCUCUGCCAUUUGCUGGUUCAGACUUGGUUCUAAGCCCUUCACAGUGGAGCAGGCAUGUUGUUGGCAAAAUUAGCUCUUGGAUUGACUUGGAGUCUGAAGAUGCGACACUCUGGAAGGAUUCUGAAAUUGCAUUGAAACAAGAAUUAGCCUGGGCUUCUCAUCUCUCUUUGCAGGCUUGUCUGCCUACACCUAAGGGAACCUCUUGCACUAAUUAUGCAAAAUGUUUGAAUAAGAUUUUGCAGAACUUAGGCAGCAUGCAGUUGUGGCUUAGGAUUCCAGUGGAGAAGUCUGAGAAUGACGAAGAGGCCAGGAACCCAGAAUAUAUGGGUGAAGGGCAUACUGAUUCAUGGGAAUUAUGGAAUUCCUUGCGAUUUCUUUGUGAACACCAUAGCCGGCUUGCAGUUGCACUUGAUAUUUUGUACUCAUUACCUUCAGCUUCUUCAGUUGGAUGAUGGUUUGGUGAACCUGUUCGGGCAGCCAUAGUAAAUACAAAUUCUUUUCUAACAAAUGCACGGGGCUAUCCUUGUCUGUCGAAGCGCCACCAAAGAACUGCAUUUUUCGAUCACUCAAUUCAGAUGGAUCCUAAUUAUAAGCCGAUGUGAAGGAGGCCCAUGCAAAACAAAUGGGGAGCUUCAAAAGGCAUGAUAUAUGAUGAUGUUGAUAUCCAGAAAACGCAAGGAAGAAGAAAAUUUCUGCUGUCAAUUCACUAGAACAUCUUGCAGCAGAUGAAUAAAAAUUUGAGUAAGUUCAAAGAUUUGUAGGCUCCAACCCACGAAGCAUAUACAAUGUACAUUUGAUGCAGCCAGACUUUUCAAUGGAUGUCAGAAAGACACUGAAACUCAUUCCCUCUCUACCAAAAACAGAGAGGAAAAACAAAAGAAAUUGGGAAUGUUACCAAAUCAAAAAUCAACAAUGGAACUAGGUAUAAUCAGCUCUGAACCUUUUCUGAGGAUGUUUGAAAUUCUCAAUGUCAUUCAAAGGAGCUCCAUAGUCUAGGCCAGAGGCAUUGUCUGGGUCCUGAAAGGUCAUAGGUAAGGAAUUUAAGAUGGAGAACUAUGCUGUCAAUUAGCAGCAUAAGAAACAAAACCACUGGCUAGGACAUAAUAACUCUGGACAUAUAACAGAGGAAACCUUAUCGACAGCAAGAUAAAAACUCUGCAGGAAACUGACUAAUUAAGAAGCAUAUACAAAUAACACAGAAGCAACCUUCACAACUCAACUACAACCACAAUGAGCAUCUAAUGAACAACUCGUUAGAAGAGACAUCCAAACCAUGAUACACAA